AUGAAUAAUGAUAUAUUUCUGGACACAAUACGCAUCAAACUUACUCGGGCUCUGGGGAAGAUCACAAAGCCACUCUCUGACGAGGCUGCAAUUGCUCUCAAAAAUAACUGGACGGAUAAACCGGAUUGGCAUGACCUCGUUUUAAAAGCCAGCAUCGAAAGAAUUAUAGCACAGUUGUCAUGCAAAGUCUUCCUAGGCGACGAACUGUGCCAAAACGAAGAUUGGCUCCGGGUUACGGCCGAUUACACAGGCCAUGUUCUCCGAGCAAGCGAAACGCUAAGAUUAUGGCCGGAAAUUGUGCGUCCUAUCGUUGCUCUGUUCUUGGAAUCAACUCGGAAGGUCAAACGGGAGGUUCAGGAGGCGCGGAGUAUCAUAACCCCGGUUCUUGAGAAAAGGCAGAGGAGCAAAGAGGCCGCGGUGAAGGAGGGUAGAGUUCCAGAGAUCAAUGACAAUGCCACGCAGUGGAUGGAGGAAAUUGCAAAGGGUCGCCCUUAUGACCCUGCUAUUAUGCAGUUGGCGUUUGCUACCGUGGCCAUUAUUACUUCUUCUGAUAUGUUGACGCAGGCUAUAUUUGAUCUCUGUGGGAAGGAAGCGCUAGUCCAAGAGCUCAGAGAUGAGAUUGUGGCUGUGAUGCGACAAGAGGGACUGAAGAAGACUGCUCUGUACAAGCUUCAGCUCAUGGAUAGCUUUUUGAAGGAGUCACAAAGAAUGAAACCUCUUAGUCUUGCUACGUUCCGACGCAUGUCAACAGAUAACAUCAGGCUGCAAGAUGGAACCGAGAUCGUAAAGGGGACAUCGCUAAUGAUUAGCAACGACUCGAUGAGGGAUCCGGCCUUUUACGAAAACCCAGAUACAUUUGACCCGUAUCGAUUCGUGAAGUUGCGACAGGUUUCAGGUCGCGAACACUCUGCCCACCUGGUUGCAGCAUCACCCGAACAUAUGGGGUUCGGCUAUGGUAAUCACGCAUGCCCGGGGAGGUUCUUUGCUGCCAACGAGGUGAAGAUUGCGUUGUGUCAUAUGUUGUUGAAGUAUGAAUUUAAACUUGCCGACGGGACUGCUCCCCAGAUCAGAAAGUAUGGAAUUGGGAUGCAGGCGGAUUGUAUGGCGAAGCUUGCGGUGCGUCGUCGACGGGAGGAGAUCUGUUUGGAAGAUCUUGCAGAUUAA
Messenger RNA from Penicillium soppii, 1164 nucleotides. Its product is annotated as cytochrome P450. NCBI's taxonomy places the organism in Eukaryota, Fungi, Ascomycota, Eurotiomycetes, Eurotiales, Aspergillaceae. The record is from RefSeq and is a predicted model, not a curated record. Gene Ontology annotation, molecular function: iron ion binding; oxidoreductase activity, acting on paired donors, with incorporation or reduction of molecular oxygen; monooxygenase activity. The transcript has 4 exons. Bases 1 to 1164 code for a protein of 387 amino acids.